Penaeus chinensis is the source of this 763-nucleotide messenger RNA. Its product is annotated as zinc finger HIT domain-containing protein 1-like. NCBI's taxonomy places the organism in Eukaryota, Metazoa, Arthropoda, Malacostraca, Decapoda, Penaeidae. Bases 206 to 676 code for a protein of 156 amino acids. Gene Ontology annotation, biological process: chromatin remodeling. Gene Ontology annotation, cellular component: Swr1 complex. Gene Ontology annotation, molecular function: nucleosome binding. The record is from RefSeq and is a predicted model, not a curated record. The transcript has 4 exons.
UGAUGAUCCUGUUAUGAAACAAUUUAUACUUCACCUUGAUGAAAAAUUGAAAUUGGGCUCAAGGUUUGUGUUGGUGGAUCUUGAUGAAUGUCAUCUGUUUGUGCAGCCUGAAGUCUAUGACAGUUUAAAGAAUCUCAUUGAUGAACAGUAUGAGAAGGUCUAUUAUAACCAGAAGAGCAGCUUAGAAUAAAUCAUCACCAUCAGCAUGGCAACUCGAGAGUCAGGUCGUUUGAAGGAUGGCUCCUCAAAGCGCAUCCUGGAUGAAGCUGCACGUCGCCGCAGGGCCCGGAAAGCGCUGGAGGCACUUGAACAAGACAAUUUCCAUGAUGACCCCCAUGCAAAUCUUGUUAUGAGUAAAAAAGCACCAAAAUUUGAUGAAUCAUUGGAUGGCAGCAGAAACAAGGAUCGCAAAAGACGAACUCGGAGCACUGAAUACUUUAAGCAGCGGUUUCGUAAGAACUUCCCGAUCUUACUGGAAGAAGAGCAGUCUCUCUAUCCAGAUGGACCCAACUACCUAACAGUGCAAUCACCCGCCUCAAAACUCCCUGAGCGUAAACUUUGCGCUGUGUGUGGUUUCCCGGCUCCCUACACCUGCAUUCCAUGUGGAUCACGAUACUGCUGCACAAAAUGUCUUUCGACUCAUGAAGAUACCCGGUGCCUAAAGUAUACAGCCUAACGAUUGAAAAGAACUGAAAAAUGGCACAUGUUUGACUACCAACCAUAUAUUUGCAAUUGUUAGUUAUUCAUUAUAUUAUUUAAAUUG